AUGACUUCCACUCUCGAUUCCAGAGACGACGGCGACCUCGCCAAGCACAGCGCAGCUGGUCCAUCAACAAAUGGUGCUUCUGGCUACCACCCUCCACAGUCCCGUACUACGGGUCGCAACGGGGGAAUGGUCAAUGUCGAGCCACCAAAAAUGGAAGAUCUCCAACCUGAUUAUGCGCAAACACUCCAUGCAGACGAUGCUGCUGCGCAAGGCUGGUAUGGUUCUAUGAUCAACACCCUUGGUGCAUGUAUUGGAAACUUCGGUGCUAUUCCCUGCUGUAUUAUCUGUCCUAAUCCCUACAAACCUGUCUCGCAGGGUAACGUCGGCUUGGUUACAAAAUUCGGUAGAUUCUAUCGGACGGCCAAUCCUGGCCUAGUCAAGAUCAACCCUCUCAGUGAACGUCUCAUUCAAGUGGAUGUAAAAAUCCAGAUUGUUGAGGUCCCCAAGCAAGUCUGCAUGACCAAGGACAAUGUCACUCUUCACCUGACCUCAGUCAUCUACUACCAUAUUACAUCCCCACACAAGGCGGCAUUUGGUAUUUCCAAUGUUCGUCAAGCUCUUGUCGAACGUACACAAACAACCCUUCGUCACGUCGUUGGUGCUCGCGUUCUUCAAGACGUGAUCGAGCGCCGUGAGGAAGUUGCGCAAUCGAUCGGAGAGAUCAUCGAGGAUGUGGCUUCAGGAUGGGGUGUGCAAGUCGAAAGCAUGCUUAUCAAGGAUAUCAUCUUUAGCUCCGAGCUCCAAGACUCGCUCUCCAUGGCCGCUCAAGCCAAGCGUAUCGGCGAGUCCAAAGUUAUUGCUGCACGUGCUGAAGUCGAGUCCGCAAAGCUCAUGCGACAAGCCGCCGACAUCUUGUCCAGCGCACCAGCCAUGCAAAUCAGAUAUCUUGAAGCAAUGCAAGCCAUGGCCAAAUCUUCCAAUAGUAAAGUUAUCUUCUUACCAGGCGCCUCGCAAGUGGGAUCUCAGAUGGCCUCAGCACUCGCCGAGGGGUCCGAUCAAGGCGGCCCUACUGCCGCUCAGAAGUAUGACAAUGACUUUGGAGGUACUGGCUCCGGUUUCCAGCAGGCAAUCAAUGCUCACGUUAUCGAAAAUAUCUAA
Molecule: messenger RNA, 1098 nt
Organism: Lachnellula hyalina
Lineage: Eukaryota; Fungi; Ascomycota; Leotiomycetes; Helotiales; Lachnaceae
Product: putative band 7 family protein
Exons: 3
Coding region: 1-1098 (365 amino acids)
Cellular component (GO): plasma membrane
Source: RefSeq, a predicted model, not a curated record